Beta vulgaris subsp. vulgaris (sugar beet) is the source of this 2939-nucleotide messenger RNA. RefSeq lists its product as hypothetical. The record is from RefSeq and is a predicted model, not a curated record. NCBI's taxonomy places the organism in Eukaryota, Viridiplantae, Streptophyta, Magnoliopsida, Caryophyllales, Amaranthaceae. Bases 556 to 2460 code for a protein of 634 amino acids. The transcript has 2 exons.
GACCAAGUUUACCCUGUUGUUCUCUUUUUUGGUUCGUAUAGCAAACAUUGAGGAGAGAGAUUUCUUCAGUAUUCACUACAACAACUAAAACGCAUUAGAACUUCUCACGUCUCAACCAAACUCUCUUCGGAUUCUACCCUAAUCACAUCGACUACGAAUCUUCUUCUUUAUAGUCUGUGGUUUUGCAUAAACCCUAGAUGACAAUUUUUUUUAAUUCCUAAAAUUGAUAUAGAAAUUUCUACAAAAACAUUGACACAAUUAAAAUUAAGAACACAUUCAUCCACUAUCUGUUGAUCGAGAAGAAAUUUCUUCGAGCUGCUCCUUAAAAAGGUGAGAGAUAUUGAGAGAGGAAGGAAUUGAGUUCAAGUUCUCGCCUUUUUUGCAUUGCGAUUGCGCGUUGGCAUUGAUUCACUACUUCUGAGAUUAGUGCAUCCUUUCUUACUUGGAGAUUUCAGUGUUAACUGUCAAUUGAAAUUAUAAUUUUUGACAAUCUGGGUUAUUGAGUUGGGAAAGUGAAAUUUACGGGGAAUUUGUUAGUUUGAUGAUAGUUUUUACAUGGGUUCAGCAUUGUUCAAUUAUGUGCGAAAUCUGUGGCCUUUUUCAGGCCUUAGAGUUGAUGAACUGAAAUUAUCUGAUAGGUUGGUUAGUAGACUUUCACUACCUGAACACACUAAGCAAUUUGUUUUUGCUAUUCGUGAGCCGGAAAAUGAGGCAGUUAUAUAUAUUCUUUCUGCUCAAAACUUAUCGGAGAGAUCAGCUUCGGAUGCUGAGUUUUUGAUAAGGGAAGUACGACCUGAUGCGGUUGUUGCCUUAGUUGGUAAUAGUACAGUGUCUGAAAUUCAAGAACAUGAAUUGGUUGAAGGCAUGGAUGAUCAGGUUCCUACUUCAGCAAGUAGGGUUUUGAUGAGGUGUUUUAUGGAUAAAACAAAUAAAGAUAGGUAUGAAAAUCUUGCUGGUAACUUGGUCCUAAAGGAGAUUUUUGGUGUUGGCUUCUAUGGGCACUUCUUUGUUGCCAAAAGGUUGGCAGAAGAAGUUGGAUCUUCAUUCUCUGUAGUUGAAUCUCCAGUGAUGAAUUCAGCUGGAGCUGAAACAGAUCCAUCUUCUGAGACUAGUAUGGUCAGUAAUAACCUUCAAACUUUGGUGUUGCAGCCAGCUAGCUUGAUACCACAGAAUUGGGGUCCGUUAGCUUGUAAUUCAAGGAGACUUAUCAUUACUAGCGAUGUCCAGUCACAGAUGGUAAAACUGGUAUGUCCAUUUUUAUCCCAAUCAAUAACGAAAUUGAGUCCUUUUGGCUCUCCUGUGGAUGGAGGGUCAUGUAUAAUGGAGCCCAGGUGCAAUUAUUGCCCCCCACCAUUUGCACAAACGGUUUAUCCUUUGCUCAUGGAUCUGCAUGAUAUUUUUGCUGAUAUCCCAUCUAUGGGUCGUGCUCUAGCUUAUGCACAAAAAAUGUUUCUUGAUGUGGGUAAGGGGGAUAGCGUAGAUGCUGAUUUAUUGGCUGAAGUUUAUACCUUUCGAAUUGCAGUUGAGGGUCUGAGGAUUGCUCUGAAUAACGCUGGUAGACUCCCAGUCCACAAAUUAGAAAAGUCUAUGCCAGGCAAGAUUGGUUUUCAAGAACUGUCAGUUGAGGAGAAAUCUCAUUGUCUUCUUGCACAAACCCUUCAAAGUCAGGCAAGAAAGUUCAAGACAGUAGUGGCAAUAGUAGAUGCUAGUAGCUUAGCUGGUCUUCGGAAGUUCUGGAACACUCCUAUUCCUGGAGAAGUCAAGGAUGUAGUUGAAGAACUAAUUGUGUGCCAGGAAAUUGAUGCAGAAAGCACCAAUGAUAAAAGGAAGCGGCUAUUAUCUGGUAAACCUGUAGUGGCAGUUGUUUCUGGUGCCACUGCUGUUCUGGGUGCAUCUUCCCUAUCUAAGGUUGUCCCAGUGUCAUCUAUUGUUAAGGGGGUUAUGUUGAAUGUUCCAGCAUCAUUGAAGCUUUUCCUUACUCACACUCAUAAAGCAACUGUAAUUGCAGUAAGCAAAUUUCUUGGUCCGUCAAAAGUUUUGGCUCCAGGCUUUGCAAGUUCUGGGGCUAAAGCAUCUACUGCAUUCAAGGCAGCUGCUUCCGCGGAGAAAAUUCGUGUCAUCACUCAUGGUAUUAUAGCUUCUGCUGAAAAGACUAGCUUUUCAGCCAUGAGAGCUGCAUUUUAUGAGAUAAUGAGGAAACGACGGGUUCAGUCAAUUGGAAGCAUGCCAUGGGCAACCUUUGGGUUUAGUGUAGCAAGUUGUGCAGGAUUGCUUGUAUAUGGUGAUGGAAUUGAAUGUGCUGCUGAAUCUCUUCCUGCAGCCUCUUCCAUUGCCAGCUUGGGUCGUGGUAUCCAAAAUUUGCAGCAGGCGUCUCAAUCCGUUGGACAUUCUUGUGGACAUAAAAUUCAAAAGGCUAUAGAGUCCCUGAUGCACAGGUUUAAAAAAGUGAAGAUUCAGUAGAGCGAAAAAAAUCUGGCUUCCUUUGUAUAUUAUCGAUGCUGUCGACGUUGAUGAUUCAGGUGUACAUACAUAAUCCAAGGAAGGAUGGGGGUAUGUAAUGAUGACUGGUUUUCCCACUUUCCUACUGCAAAAUAAUUCCUUUGCUCUCAUAUUACUGACUGGUUUAGCAUACAAAUUUAGUGAUCCUCUUUUCAAAUCCGCUUCUCUCUCCUGGAGUGUCACAUAUACUAUUUAGGUUGUCCAAGAAUUUGUCACAUUUCCUAAUAUUGAAUGAUGUAUGAUUUGAUUUCCCAAAUUAAGUGAUAGGGAUGGGAUAAGAAUGGCCCAACCAUAAAGGGUCUUUUUGAACUCAUUUUGUAUUCAUAAUUAUAGUGAGUUGGGAAAAUGUGACAACCAUCAAUGUAACCCUUAUGCGUUAUGCAAAUUGAUCUACCUUAUUAUAUAAAAGGUUGAGGAGAAAUUAUUACGUUUUGUGAAAA